CCUUCUAUUUCUCGUUCUGUCAGUCUCUCAAUACCCUUUUGGCUUUAGCUUUUGGAUUAGGCUUAGGGUUAGGUUUUGGGUUUGUGAAUUGUUUUGUUUAAUUUAAAGAAAUUAAACAUGGAAGGAGGAGAUUCAUCAUCAAAAUCAGGAGGUGGAGGUGAUUUUUUCCAAGAUUGGGAGCUUUUACAGAGUUCUGAUUCUGAUGUUGUUGUUAACCCAGAAAAUUCAGUUGAAAAUUCGAGGAAUUUUGAUGAAAUUGAAGGGGAUUAUUCCGGUGGAAUGAUAAGAUCGGAUUAUUUUUCGCUUGAAAAUGAAAAUCGGUAUGCAAAAACUAGUCUUGUUGAUGUGAGCGAAGAGGGUUCUGUUGAGUCGGAUAAUCCGAGUUGGAUUGAUCCCGGGUUGGAGACUCGGUUUGAGAGGAAGAAUUCGGGGGAGUUUUGGUCGGAUACGGGGAGUGAACGAUCUGAUGAACGUAAAUUUGGUGAUUUGGAGGCGAAAAACGAGAUGGGUUUGGUUGAAACUGGGAAAAUUCAAGUGGGUUUGGGUGAUUUUGAGGUGAAAAAUGAAUUGGGGUUGGAUGUGAAGUUGAAAAGGGAGGUGGGUUUUGAAGGGUUUGGAGAGAGUCAAUUGCAAGAUAAGAAUUUGGGGAAGUUUUGGUCUGAUUCGGGCGGUGAUGGAUUGGUUUUGAGGAGCUUUGAGGGUGUUGAGAAGGAGGAGGAGAUGGGUUUUGGUGAUCAUGUGGAGGAAGGGGUUGAGUCUGAGGUUUGUGGCGAAUCACAUGGCGUGAAUUCGCGUGUUGCGAUUGAAGAAGUGAAGGGUGAAGUGAAGGCGGUCGGUGUAGAAGAGAAGGGGAGGAUAGCUUGGUGGAAAGUUCCUUUUGAGGUGUUAAAGUAUUGUGUUUUGAAGGUUAAUCCAGUUUGGUCAGUCUCCGUGGCGGCAGCUAUGCUCGGAUUGGUUAUGUUGGGACGAAGGUUGUAUAAGAUGAAGAGGAAGACCAAGGGCUUGCAGCUCAAGGUUACCCUUGAUGAUAAGAAGGUGUCUCAGUUUAUGAGCCGUGCUGCUCGUCUCAAUGAAGCAUUCUCAGUGGUGAGGCGGGUCCCCAUUGUACGGCCUGCACUGCCAGCAGCUGGAGUGAACCCAUGGCCCGCGAUGAUGAGUUUGCGAUAAUAGUCUGUAUGUUGGUGAAGUAGAUAUGUGAAUGAAGCAGUGUGUGCAGAAGGUAAGUCUUAUGAUUAUAUGUUUGUCGUGGUUUGCUACUUAAAGGAUUCAAAGUGUUUGAGCUCGUGUAAGAACUCUGAUGAAGUUGAAAUGUGUAUAAAUUCCAGACUUAGCUAUUUUUCUCUGCUCCCCGCCCUAUCCAAAAGUAUAUAAAAAAUGUGCCUUCCUAUAUGAUGUUUAUUAGUUAUA
Molecule: messenger RNA, 1407 nt
Organism: Pistacia vera
Lineage: Eukaryota; Viridiplantae; Streptophyta; Magnoliopsida; Sapindales; Anacardiaceae
Exons: 2
Coding region: 118-1167 (349 amino acids)
Source: RefSeq, a predicted model, not a curated record